UGAGACAAAGGGGGUAAGAGAGCGAGAGCGAGAUAAGCAUUUAGGAAUUUUUGGGGUUUUUUCUUUGUGGUGUAUUCGUUGAAUUACAUGCGUUGAAUUGAAUUGAAUUUUGUUAGAGAUAAUUAAGCGAAUGGUAGGCAAAGUGGAUGCUUAAUCGAUCGUCGUCGUUUCCUUGUCGGCGAUGUCUAAACACAAGGAACGAACUCUCAAUGACUUAUACAAUGUGACUUUCACUCUUUCUCAACCCAAGUAUGGAAACGGCGUCGUUUUGUGGAAGAAUUUUUGAUGUUGAUUUGUUGUUCGCGAUACUUGUUUGAAGACGAUUGUGAAGAUAACACCUUUGUUGAGAGGAAGCUUUCGGAUGCAAGGGCCAGUUUUUGAACCUAUCUGUAAUAACUACCAGACGAAUACGGUGUCAACUGAAGUCAAUAAGGAAUCCAUUUUGUGUACUCGGAAUCAGAGUGUUGGUGGAAGACUAGUCUCUGGGACGUGUAACGUGUGCUCCACUCCGUGCUCUUUUUGUUUUCCUCCUAGUCAGAGUCUCAUGGAGUCAAAAGUUGAUGAAUUAUCGGGGGAAACCGGUAUGAUAAAUAGCUUAAGUUUCUCCAUCAAUGAUGUUUCAUCUUCUAAUAAGACUAGAAAAUGUGAUGUUAGACAGAGUAGUGAAAUAAACAGUGCAAUCCGCACUACUACAAGUAACUUAUCUUUCUCUGCAAAUGCUGGAGUUAAAGCAAAUGCAAGGACUUCUGAUGGUUCAUCGGCUACUUCAGAUGGUGCAGUGCCUGCUAAGUUAAAGGAUCCCAAAUCUUUUGAAGUCCUUGAUGACAACAUGUCAUGCAUCGUUAGAGGCGAUCAAGCUAAUAAAUUGUCCAGCUUCAGUAAGAUGACUGAAGACAAAUCAAGUCUUCAGUGUUCUUCUACUUCUAGCGGGAAGACUAUAAAUAAUCAAACUUCUGCUAGAUUUGUACAUGUAAAAAAUGAGGCUGAUGAUGGUAGUCCAAUUGACCAUAGUAGGCAGAAUGAAAGUAGUGGGGAAGAAAAUAGCAAGGCACCUACUGAGGCGACCUCUUCAAAAAAUGUACAUAGUACAGGAGACUAUUUGGAAAACAACCAUUCAUUAUUAAAGAAUGAUGUGGCAUCUGAAGCUUCUGGUGAUCUACCUGCUGAUACUUGUCCUGAGAAGGAUGACCAAAAGAGUGUUGGAUCACCUGUUUCCUCUGAUACAAAGGAUGCCUUACAAUCACAUCAAGUGAAUGAGAGUGAGGAUUCUGACAUUGAGGAGCAAGAUGUGAAAGUUUGUGAUAUAUGUGGAGAUGCUGGUCGGGAGGAUUUACUUGCCAUUUGUUGUAAAUGUACAGAUGGUGCAGAACAUACUUAUUGCAUGCGAAAAAUGUUGCGAAAAGUUCCAGAGGGGGAUUGGAUGUGUGAGGAAUGCAAAUUUGAUGAGGAAAUGAAAAAUAGGAAAGAAGAUAAAUCUGUGAAGUUUGAUGGAAGUGGAAAAAGUUAUCCUACUGGUCAAAUUGCUGUUAGCAAUACAGGCUUCACCAUAAAAACGGAAGCAAAGCCUCCUGAUUUUGAGGGUGAAAUAUCUUCCGACGCUAAAACUUCUGUCAAGAGGCGCAUGGAUGAUACUGAAGUUUCUUCUGCAGCAAAGAAGCAGGCUCUUGAACCAGUUGCGGGAUCACCAAAAACACUGAGUCCCAACAGAUUUCCUGCACUUUCUCGUGAAAGUUCAUUUAAAAACUCAGAUAAGGUGAAGUUGAAGUCUGCAACUCAGAUUUCUUCUGGAGGUCUUUCUGUUCAUGAUGCUCCAACUUGGGGGUCACGAGACUCUCGAUUUCAGAGUUCUAGAGGUACCCUUUCAAAGUCUAAUUCUUUCAAUUCCGCGGCUGCAAAACGGAGAGUGCAACUUGUAGAUGAAGGUUUCCUGCCAAAGCAGAAAGUGGUCAGAGAGUCCAUUGGUCUUGAUACGAAAGAAAGUUCUCCUCGAUUAAUGAGCAAAUCUAUGUCAUUUAGAUCUAUAAGCUCAAGCCGCAACAAUGUCUCUGAAUCAAAAGUUAAGAUGUUAUCCCCUAAGUUUACCCCUGCUCAGGACAAAGGACAAGUGCAGACAAAAGAACGAAGUCAAUUUGAAAGGAAGAAUUCUUUUAGAUCAGAGCGUUCUCCGGGUACUUCUGCUCCAUCUAGAAAUGAUCAAAGAUCAGCAUUUCGAGGUGACCCUUCUCCACUUUCUUCCUCAAGUAAUAUUCGUGAUUCGAGGACAGGUCAACUUGAAAACAAACCCGUGUCAUUAUUGAAAUCUUCUAGUGCUGUUGCUCGUAGGACGCAGGAUAUAUCUGUUCAUUCAGAUGAAGCUAAGAAGCAGAUAUCACACACAUCCAUCUCCACAGGAGCUCCUGCCAAUAAAAUUAGUAGCUGUGAUCAGAGACCUGACCAGAAUAGCGCAAGAGAUGAUUCUUCGUCAAACUCUUAUACUGCUGAGAGGCCGGCAUCUAACGCUGGUGAAGGUAUUUCAGAUUGGCUGUCCCAGCUGAGUGAAUCAAAAAAUGUUGGUGAAAAAAUCAGGGAGAGUUCUGGGAGACGCUUAAAACACACUGGAACUGGUACUAAGUCACAGGUCUGCCAGAAGUGCAAGGGAAGCGGUCACUUGACAGAUAAUUGCACUGUUGAUGGGUCUGAAUUAUCCGCUUCUGAUGUUUCUGCUGUAAAAAAUUCUAGAGAGAUCCCAAAUGGCACCAACAAUCUUAAAGCGGCAAUUGAGGCUGCUAUGCUAAGAAAGCCUGGAAUAUGCCGGAAGAAUAGAGUUGUUGAUCAAUCUGAUGAUUCAGCUGUGUCAAACACAAAUUCUGAAACAACGGCUCAUGAUAGUAAUCUACUAUCUGGUUCAAGUAGCAGAAGAAUUUAUUCUUCCAACGAGGAUGGCUAUGGGGUGUCGUUGAACUCUAUGACUGGCUCUCAUAAACAGGAAAUGAGUAGCUUGCGGCAGCUGUCAGUGCCUCCUGCUGAAGCCCUUACUGGAGCAGGGAAUCCGGUGCCUAUUCUUCUAUUUGAUGGACAGUCUUCACUUCUUGAUUUACAUAGAUAUUCUCAAGCAGCAACGUCAAUGCUGUCGAGGACAGCUAGUCCGAAGGAGGAAAUUAUAUGGCAGGGUGCUUUCGAGGUUCAGAAGAGUGGAAGAACUCUCGACCUAUGUGAUGGAAUCCAGGCUCAUUUAUCAAGUUGUGCAUCACCCAACGUUCUUGAUGCAGUAAACAAAUUUCCUCAAAAGGUCCUCUUUAAUGAGGUAUCACGAUUGAGCAUUUGGCCAAAACAAUUUCAGGAAUAUGGUGUUACAGAAGAUAAUAUUGCCCUGUUCUUUUUUGCUAAAGAGAGUGGGAGCUACGAGAAGCGCUAUAACACUUUGGUGGAGAAUAUGAUUAGGAAUGACACGGGUCUCAAAGCGAAUCUUCAAGGAGUUGAACUUCUGAUAUUCUCAUCUAACCAACUUCCUGAAUUUCAGCGGUGGAAUACGAUGUUCUUCCUAUGGGGUGUCUUUAGAGUAAAGAAAGUGAGGUGCAUGCAACCGCAAGAUAUUCCAGUCUGGCCUGUAGACAAUGUUAAAAGUGGUAAUAUUUCCUUGGAUGGUGAAUUAACUGCUUCAAAGGAGUCUGGCUUUCCAUUAGUUAACGGAAAUGUUGAUUCGAAAGCGUCCCAAGUAUGCAAAGGUGACUCUGCUGAUGCAAAUGUGGAGCACCUGGAGCCUAGCUUCAUGUCUUUUGUACCGACCAGCCACAUGAAUUUUGCCCCCGACAGGAGACAAAUUGGCACUUUCCAGGUUGGAGAUACUGAACAUGAAAACAAAGUGGAGUUGCAAUCUAGUUCUGUGCCAACAGCCAAUUCUUUGUCGCAUAUUAGUACAAGUGAACCAUUGCAAGUGGGAUGUGGUUCUUUACUUGAUAGACAGAAGCCAUCCCGUUCUGUUGAUGAAGCUGCAGGUCAUAUGCAGGAGAAAGCUUCUGUGGGCAGCAUGGAGAAGGGCGUCUGUAGCACAAAUGGUAGGAAAUUUGAGAUAAAUCUGGAAGAUGAGUAUAAGGAUGAAGAAGCAUCUGAAACGAGCGGAAGCGCUACUUUGGAACCAACACGGAAGGUGCUCAAUAGUGAUGUGCCAAACCACCUGAAAUGUCCACGUUCAGUGGAGACCGUAGUGCAAUCUGCUGACUCUGGAGUUAAUCAGGCAACUCGAAAUUUUAAUGAUAAUGAUAGUCUAGUUGAGAAGGCACACUGCGACAAAAAGUUGAAGACCAAUGUUGGUGGAUCUUAUGGUAAUAGCGAACAAACUAGUUGUUCCAGCGAUGAUCUUUUGUCACGGAUGCAUGGUUCCUCUUAUGGACCCUAUCUUCCAGAUACUGGGUAUGAUGAAGCUCUGAGUAAAGCAGCUGUCCCGGAAUGCUCAGGGAGUGCCGCAAGAUAUUUCUUCCCUGUUGAUCCAAAGCCUAAGGCUAGCUCUAUGCCUUGGCAAAUGCAUCAUCCGGACAAUGAUCGGCUUAGUGAUGGAGUCCCGAAUCUUGAGCUAGCGUUAGGUGGUGAAUCAAAUUCACACACUCAGGGAAUCCCAUCCUUUUUAGUUGGGAAAGUAGACAAGAAAAUCAUUCCGGACCAGGGUGGCGAGACACGUGUGCCGACUCCAGGAAUUCCGCCCUUUUUAGUUGGGAAAGUAGACAAGAAAGUCCGUCAGGACCAUUCUUCAGCUAAGGAAGCAGUUGGUGUGGAGGAUCUCCGCCUUUCUCUUUCAUUUCCAUUCCCGGAAAAGGAACAGCAGAGAGGUUCUGUUUCACAAACUGAGCAGGCAAUACCUGAAACAAGACGCGGGAAUACAUCUCUGCUCUUCUUUGGGGGGCUUGGCAACAAGUAGGGGGCGAGAUUUGCCAAUAAUGGUGUACAUUAUAGUUUAUUCACAUGGAUGCGAUAGGUUUACAGCAUGUUCAUAAGGAUACAGGGUUAUAAUUUUGUUAGGUGUUUGCAGUCAGUUUAUUUCUUUUUUUAGUUUGCAAGUGCAGAGUGGACGGCCCUUUUGUAUAUAUAAAGAGAAUGUUAGCCGUUGUGGGCUCUGGUACCAUAGAAAAAUUAUUUUGUCUGCCCCA
This is a messenger RNA of Capsicum annuum, 5120 nucleotides long. RefSeq lists its product as uncharacterized. Bases 362 to 4891 code for a protein of 1509 amino acids. The transcript has 12 exons. Lineage: Eukaryota; Viridiplantae; Streptophyta; Magnoliopsida; Solanales; Solanaceae. The record is from RefSeq and is a predicted model, not a curated record.